Molecule: messenger RNA, 2166 nt
Organism: Aspergillus tanneri
Lineage: Eukaryota; Fungi; Ascomycota; Eurotiomycetes; Eurotiales; Aspergillaceae
Gene: dppV
Product: dipeptidyl peptidase DppV
Exons: 8
Coding region: 1-2166 (721 amino acids)
Biological process (GO): proteolysis
Molecular function (GO): serine-type endopeptidase activity
Source: RefSeq, a predicted model, not a curated record
AUGGGAGCUUUUCGCUGGCUCUCGAUUGCGGCGCUCUCGUCCGCUGCCUUGGCCUUCACCCCAGAGCAAUUGAUCAGUGCUCCACGAAGAUCUGAAGCUGUCCCCAACCCUGCAGGCAAACUUGCGGUGUUCUCGGCCUCGCAAUACUCGUUCGACGCCCAUAAAGGCCACAAGUCCUGGAACUUACUAGACAUCAAGUCUGGCGACAUCAAGCUCCUGACCAAUGACAGUAAUGUCUCAGAGAUUGCCUGGUUGGGUACGGACGACAAGACCGUGCUCUAUAUCAAUAGCACCAAUGCAGACAUCCCAGGGGGUGUAGAGCUGUGGGUGUCGGACAUCUCCAAUUUCGCCAAUGGCUACAAAGCAGCCUCGCUGCCUGCCUCCUUCUCUGGUCUCAAAGCGGUCAUUACACACUCGGGUGACAUAAACUUCGUUGCUUACGCCGAGUCGUAUGCCAACGGCACUGCGUACAAUGCGGAGUUGGCGGCUAAGCCUCUAAGCACUGCCCGCAUUUACGACAGCAUCUUUGUGCGCCAUUGGGAUUUCUAUCUCAGUACGACAUUCAAUGCUGUCUUCUCUGGUACUCUGAAAAAGUCUGGCGAGAAGUACAGCUUCAAGGGAGGGCUCAAUAACCUUGUUUCUCCCGUCAAGAAUGCUGAGAGCCCGUACCCUCCUAACGGGGGUGCCUCGGACUAUGACAUUUCGCCCGACGGCAAAUGGGUUGCCUACAAGAGCAAGGCACCUGACGUUCCUCGUGCCAACUACACGACAUCGUAUAUCUAUCUUGCGCCUCACGAUGGAUCUUCUAAGGCGAUUGCCAUCAAUGGACCCCACAGCCCCGGAACACCUGCCGGUGUUGCGGGAGACUCCAGCAACCCAGUCUUCUCUCCAGGCAGCGACAAGAUCGCUUACUUCCAGAUGACUGAUGAAGCCUAUGAGUCGGAUCGUCGCACCCUGUACGUGUACAGCAUUGGCUCAAAGGAUACUAUUCGAGCCGUUGCGAAAGACUGGGACCGCUCCCCCGACAGCGCCAAGUGGAUUGACAAAAGGAACAUUGUCGUCGGUAGCGAGGACAAGGGACGAUCCCGCCUGUUCCUCGUCCCCGCCGAUGCCGGCGAUGACUUCAAGCCGAAGAACUUCACGGACGGCGGCGCUGCGAGUUCCUAUUAUGUGUUGCCUGGUUCCACCCUGCUGGUGACCGGCAGUACCAUCUGGACUAGCUGGAAUGUCUAUACCGCCAGCCCUGAGAAGGGUGUUAUCAAGACCCUGGUUUCUGCUAAUGAGAUUGAUCCUGAACUCAAAGGACUUGGCCCUGCCGAUGUUGGUGAGAUCUACUUCAAGGGCAACUGGACCGACAUCCAAGCUUUCGUUAUCUACCCCGAGAACUUCGACAAGAGCAAGAAGUAUCCCCUGCUUUACUACAUCCACGGUGGCCCUCAAGGCUCGUGGGCUGAUUCGUGGAGCACCCGGUGGAACCCCAAGGUGUGGGCAGACCAAGGCUACGUGGUUGUAGCACCAAACCCAACCGGUAGCACUGGUUGGGGUGAUAAGCUCACCGAUGAGAUCCAGAACAAUUGGGGAGGAGCGCCUUACGACGACCUCGUCAAGGGCUGGCAAUACGUCCACGACAAUCUUGACUACGUCGACACCGAGAACGGCGUUGCCGCAGGUGCCAGCUACGGUGGUUUCAUGAUCAAUUGGAUCCAGGGAAGUGAUCUUGGCCGCAAGUUCAAGGCCCUGGUCAGCCACGACGGCACUUUCGUAGCCGAUGCCAAGGUUUCCACUGAGGAAUUGUGGUUCAUUGAACAUGACUUCAAUGGUACUUUCUGGGCCAACCGGGAUAACUACCGCCGCUGGGACCCAUCUGCCCCGGAGCGCAUCCUCAAAUUCAGCACUCCCCAGCUUAUUGUCCACAGCGACAAGGACUACCGUCUUCCCAUCUCCGAAGGCUUGGCUCUGUUCAACAUCCUCCAGGAACGAGGUGUUCCAAGCCGUCUUCUGAACUUUCCUGAUGAGAAUCACUGGGUCCUUAAUCAGGAGAACAGCCUUGUCUGGCAUCAACAGGUCCUGGGAUGGAUCAAUCGCUAUUCCGGCGUCGGAAAGACGAACUCUCAUGCAGUCAGCUUGGAUGAUACCGUCAUCCCCGUUGUUGACACUAACCCCUGA